AUGAUAAAGGAAGAGGAAAAGGAUGAAGGAAUACUCAUUAGUAAUACAACAGAUCACAGUGCCACGGGAGGUCACAGUGCCACGGGAGGUCACAGCGCCACGGGAGGUCACAGUGCCACGGGAGGUCACAGCGCCACGGGAGGUCACAGUGCCACGGGAGGUCACAGUGCCACGGGAGGUCCUGGUGCCACGGUAGAUCACAGUGCCACAGUACAAUCACAGUGCCACGGGAGGUCACAGUGCCACGGUAGAUCACAGUGCCACGGAGGUCACAGUGCCACGGUAGAUCACAGUGCCACGGGAGAGGUGCCACGGGAGGUCACAGUGCCACGGAGAUCACAGUGCCACGGGAGGUCACAGUGCCACGGAGGUCGCAGAUCACAGAGCCACGGGGAGGUGGCAGUAGUAGAUCACAGUGCACGGGAGGUCACAGUGCCGGUAGAUCAAGAUCAAGAGAGAUCACAGCGCCACGGAGGUCACAGUGCCACGGGAGGUCACAGUGUACAGGCAGUGCAUGGUAGAUCACAGUGCCACGGGAGGUCACAGUGCCAUGGUAGAUCACAUGGUAGCCAUGGGAGAUCCAGUGCCACGGGAGGUCACAGUGCCACGGGAGGUCACAGUGCCACAGGAGGUCACAGUGGCGGGCGCGCCACGGAGGUCAGUGCAGUGCCACAGGAGGUCACAGUGCACAGGAGGUCACGGGAGGUCACAGUGCCACGGGAGGUCACAGUGCCACGGGAGGUCACGGUGAGGUCAGGGCCAUGGGUGCCACAUGGGAGGUCACAUAGCCACAGGAGGUCACAGUGCCACGGGAGGUCACAGUGCCAUGGGACAGUUAAAGUGCCACAGGUUGCCAGAGUGCCGUGCGGGAGACAGGUCAGGAGUCACAGUGGACGCCAGAGUGCCACAGGGGUCACAGUGCCACAGGUCACAGUACGCCACGGGGACAAUUUUCUUGGCAUUAUCUUGAAGGAGUUCGCUCCCUCAAGACCUCGCUCCCUCAAGACCUCGCCCCUCAAGACCUCGCCCCUCAAGACCUCGCCCCUCAAGACCUCGCCCCUCAAGACCUCGCCCUCAAGACCUCGCCACUCAAGACCUCUCCCUCUAGACCUCGCUCCUCACCUCGCCCCUCAAGACCUCGCCACGCAAGACCUCGCCCUCAAGACCUGCCCUCAAAACCUCGCCCUCAAGACCUCGCCCCUCAAGACUCGCCCUCAAGACCUCGCCCCUCAAGACCUCGACCUGCCCUCAAGACCUCGCCUCAAGACCUCGCUCCUUCAAGACCUGCGCCCCCUCAAGACCCUCGCCCCCACCUCGCCUCACCUCGCCCCUCAAGACCUCGCCUCAAGACCUCGCCCCUCAAGACCUGCCCCUCACACCUCGCCCCUCAAGACCUCGCCCCUCAAGACCCCGCCCUCAAGACCCGCAAGACCUGCCCCUCAAGACCUCGCUCCUCACCCUCGCCCUCAAGACCUCGCCCUCAAGACCUCGCUCCUCAAGACCUCGCCCCUCAAGACCUGCCCCUCAAGACCUCGCUCCCUCAAGACCUCGCCCUCGAAGACCCUCGCCCUCAAGACCUCGCCCCUCAAGACCUCGCCACACUUAACAACACUUCCUGUUGACAUGAUAGAUUAG
Molecule: messenger RNA, 1635 nt
Organism: Homarus americanus (American lobster)
Lineage: Eukaryota; Metazoa; Arthropoda; Malacostraca; Decapoda; Nephropidae
Exons: 4
Coding region: 1-1635 (544 amino acids)
Source: RefSeq, a predicted model, not a curated record